Messenger RNA from Capsaspora owczarzaki ATCC 30864, 5082 nucleotides. RefSeq lists its product as hypothetical. Bases 1745 to 4936 code for a protein of 1063 amino acids. Gene Ontology annotation, biological process: transcription initiation at RNA polymerase II promoter; regulation of DNA-templated transcription. The transcript has 2 exons. Gene Ontology annotation, cellular component: nucleus; transcription factor TFIIA complex. The record is from RefSeq and is a predicted model, not a curated record. Gene Ontology annotation, molecular function: DNA-binding transcription factor activity; DNA binding. NCBI's taxonomy places the organism in Eukaryota, Filasterea, Ministeriida, Capsasporidae.
GCGAUUUUCAAUGCAAAUCAACCUCUCCCUCCCUCUUCCCCUAUCUUCUCAAUCUCUGCUUCCAGCGCUUCAGUAUUAUCAUAGCGAAUACCACACGGCUUCUCACCCUUCCUCAUUCGCCUCGCAUUGGAGACGUCCGCUCAACAGCAGCAUCCAACACUAUGAAAAAGGACAACGGAAAACCAAAAACUUGGCUCCAAUCCGGUUUUUGAGUUUGCUGUCUUCCCAUUGCGUUUGCGACUGUGCAAUUGCGGCGGCAGACGUGCGCGCGCUCGCUCGUGUCUGAAUGAGAGACGUGCCACUCUACGUCGUAUGCACGUUUCGGCGGCAGAGGGAGAGGACUCGGUUGUGUCCCGCAGCACCAUGCGUUGUAGCGUGUCAUCGUCUCAGAGAAUCGUGUUCCCAUCCAGAGAGAGAGAGAGAAAUGGAUGCUUUGCGCGCCCGUCUCGCAUGGAUGGCAUUUCUGCUCUACCUGAUUUGCAGACUGAUUGUGAAGUGAGAGGUGAAGGGGGAUGGGACCACCAACAACGUUGGGAUGGUGGCAGGAAGUUGGUGUGUUUCACGUCGCUCGCCAAACCCUUCCCCCCUUUCCCUUCGUAUUGGACCCAUCUCCCUGCCUUUUACUUUGUUGCCAAUCAGCGACCAGUGAACAAUUUUUGUUUCAGCACUUGAAACGGCGACAAGUUGGUGGUUUGGGAUGGGAUUCAUCCUUUGCAUUGGUCAUCCAUUGUUGGUCAUCCAUUGUCGGUCAUCACUUUCUUGCCCGUCCUGCCAAUGCGUCCAUACGAUCAACAAUCACGUCAAUGUGCUUUCCAAAAGGGUUUCGCUAUUGAAUCUGAGUGGAUCUGGACAAGGCCAGAUCACCAAUUUUUAUCCUUGGCUUUUCCCCAUUUUCCAACCAAAAGCUCGCCCUGUUACUAUCAAACUAACUCGUUUAACAACACCUCGCGUGACGAGAUGCAUUUCCCCCGAGCCUUCCGAUGUUCCGAUGUAUCCAACAACGAACGGACGGACGUGUGGCCAAACAGCAAUGGGCUCGGCCGUUCAUCAUCAUCUUCCCUUUUCCCCCCUUUCCCGGCCCCUCUCAAGCCCCACUCGCUCAUGCUGCUGUGAUGAGAUCUCACUUCCCACCCACCUGCACCUGCACCUGCAGGCGAGGUGCGUGCGUGUCCUGCUCGAGCAAGGCUCUGCAUACGGCGCCCAAACCUCAAAACGACAUCCCUUUUUCUUUCCCCUUUGUCUCCAUCUCCCGAGUCCAAGCCCCACCUGCUCAUGCUACUGUACUGAGAGCGACGGGUGCCUAGUUCACACCACCCUGCAAGCGAGGAUGCGUGCGCGCUCCUGCGGAACAAGUCCAGUGUACAUACGGCGCCCAAACCAAAAACCCGCAAGUUCCUUCUUACGGCGGGCGUGACGGGACGUCGCUGUCUUGCGCCUCUGUCCUGCGCAAUGCCCCUGAUGCUUGCCGCUCAUUCCUCGCUCUCUCAUCAGCCAACGCGGAAGCGGAAGCCUCAAGACGGACACAAGCAGCGCGCGUCACUCAAGCUUCUUUUCCAUUGAAAAAGGGUCAGUCGUUUUUUUUUUUUUUUUUUCCCGUUUGUUUGCUUGUUUUUCUCUCUUUCCAAGCUUCCCGUCUUGAUCUCGACCUGGGUAACCCUGCUGCCUUUCCAUCGAGACCAAAAACCUUUUUCUCCAACAUCCAAAGACCUCCAAGACAAAAACCCACCAAAAACAACCAUCCCCGAUGCUCGAGCACAGCUUGGCCGACUUUGGAGUGUACGGCAGUGAUGCUAGUGACUCGAUGGCCGCUGCGCGCGAAGCCGUCGCUGAAGCUGCCGCUACCGCCGCCAUGUCGUCGAGCAGCUUGUUCAUUGAAGCAGCAGUCGGAGGAUCGUCGUCCCAUCACCACGAAGAUCACAGCCUGGUGCUCCCAAUCUCGCUCGCAAACGCUGCAGCCACCCUGCCUGCCCAUCUGAUUCACGGCUUUGGCGCGCACACUGCGAGCGCCAUGCACGGUGUUGACACACCGGCUGCAACCCCGUCUGCGCACAAUGGCGCCUUGAUGGCUCCGAUCGUCGAGUGCAUGACUGCCUCGUCGUCGACCAACUCGCUGACGCAGCUUCUUGCGCAGCACACAGAGACAAUUUCCAGCGCCGUCUCGUUGCCACCGAUGCACGCGCCAGAAGCAGGUCUCCACACUUCUGCGGCAGCGAUGGCGCCGGCGGACCUUGCAAAGUCAGCGCUGCUGUCGGUGCCUUCGGCCGUUCUGGCCGGACAGACGGAUGCCCAAAAGCCAUCCACCCAGAUGGCGGACGUGCUCAUGACCCUGUCGUCUUCGCUGGUUCCCAGUGCACAACACCACCAGCACCAGCACCAGCAGCAGCAGCAGCAGCAGCAGCAGCAGCAGCAGCAGCAGCAAAUGUUUGCUUCGAGCAUUGAUCUGCACGAUCAAAUUCUGCACCUGCACUUGAACGCCUUGCCAGACGAGAGACAGCAGCUUCAGCAACAGCAGCAACAGCAACAACAGCUACAACAACACGUUUCGCCUCCAGGCGCUGCGCCCAUGCCUCUCCCACUGCUCGUGCACUCGUCAAGCUUGCCAGCGGCGCUCCAACAGCAGCAGCCGCAAUCAGCUGACCUGCAACAAGGUCAGCACCCAGCAGCAGCUCAGCCACAGCCGCAGCAGCAACAACAACAGCAACAACAACAGCAACAGCAGCAACAACAGCAACAGCAACAGCAACAACAGCAACAGCAACAACAACAACAACAACAACAACAACAAGAUGAGCAGGCUGCGCAGACCCACCAACUCCUUCUCGUUCAGCACCAUCAGCAUGAAAUGCUCUUGCAGCAACAGGAGUUGGAGACACAGCAACUUGUGCAUUUGCAGCAGCAGCACAGGCUGCAACAGCAACACAACCAGCAGCUUGCCAAUGUGGUCGGGCGGCCCAUCCCGUCCGAUACUCAUCUGCUGUCGCUUGUUGCUCAGCAGCAACAACACGAGCACCAACAGCAACAGCAGCAGCAGCAACUGAUUCAUUUCCACCAACAAGAGCAGCUGCAACAACAGCAGCAACAACAACAACAGCAACAACAGCAGCAACAGCAACAACAGCAGCAACAGCAACAACAGCUCUCACCGCAAGCCCCAAAUUCACACCCCAUGCAGUCGCUGGCUAUGAACUCGCUCAUGUCCGUUCCAAUGCUCACCAUCCCACCACAGCAGACAAACCUCGGAUUUGUUUCCAUCCCUGGCGUCUCCGCUUCUCCCCUCACCUCAUUCUCGAUGGACACGACAUCCAUGCUCAUGUCGUCGCUUUCUGCUGGUACCUCAACCUCGAGCGUCACGCCGUCCGAUCAUGGCUCUGGGUUUUCCACUGCCUCAUUCACCAGUUUGCCGCCCGCUGGGCUGGUCGCAACCCACCCUCUCAUCACGGCGCUCAGCACUGGCCACCUCCUCCCCACCGAAGCUGGUCUGCAGGCUGCCGGGGUCACCAUGCCAACUUUGCAGACGGCGCACCAUGCCGACGCCCUUGGAUCCUCCACCUCCUCAACCAGCAUGUCCUCGUCGACACGCGGCUCUCUGCGCACUGGCACCAACUCUCGGCGGCGUGGCAACCCUCCGGCCGCACUGUCGCUCGACCAUGCUUCCGCUCGGGCGGCAUCGCCGGCCAAUGCGAGGCCCAGGACACGCAAAGCGGCAUCACGAGACAAGAACGCUCCUACCAGCUCCGCCUCCAAAGUCUCUCCUGGCAGUAGGGCUGUUACCGGUGCUUGGGGUCGGACUGCCACAGGAAAUCUGAUUGUUGGUCCCAACGGCAGCGCCAUGCAAACGCCGACGUCUGGCUCGAUUGAGGACGCUUCGUUCGAGGACGCCUCCGACAGUCUGGAUGAUGCCGAGUAUGACGAUGACGACACUGAAUUUGAUGAUGACGAUUUUGACAAUGACGACGACGACGACGACGAGGACGAUGAUGACGACGAGGACGACGACGACGAUCGCUCCUUUGUUCCCAGUUCGCAGAGCCGCCGCCGCCGCCGAGGUGGCGACGAGUUGUCUCGCAAUAGCUCGCAGCACACUGGUGGUCCCAUUCGUGUCGGUCGCAAGUCGCAUGCCCAGUCGCGGCGCCGCAUGUCGUCGAUUUCGAGCGCUGCGGGCAACUUUACCGAACCGACAUCGGAAUCGCCGCAUUCGCCUCGCGGCCGCAGCGGGUCUCUCGACGCCGAGAGUCUGAGCCUGUUGCGUGCUCACUCGAUCAGUGCUGCGAGUUUGAAGAAUCUCCCUGUUGCCGAAGCCCCGCUGCAAGCUGCCCUGGAUGCUGGCCUGACUGUGGCGGAAGUGCUGACGAUGCCCGUCAAGACCCUGAACCGCAAGCUCCGCGGGGCAGGCAUCUCGCUCGACUACAUUCGCGAUCUCAAGGACUUGCGUCGCAAGAUGAAAAACCGCAAUGCAGCCGCACGCUGCCGACAGCGCAAGCGCAAGGAAACUGGCGUCAUUCGCGAUCGCAUGUCGGGCCUUCACGUCGAAGUGGCCUUCCUUCGCCAGGAGAAUGCCAUUUUGAAGAGCUUCUUGCGCACUGCAGGAAUCUCGCUCCCCGACUCUGUUCAAGCGCAAAUCCAACACGCGAUUACCGAAACGGGGUACACCGGCCCCUCCCGUGUGCGCGUGCGACCACUAAACAUGGCCCAGCAACAAGGCCAGGCGAGCGCACGUUGGCCUUUGCUUCAGCAACAGCAGCAGCAGCAUCAUCAUCAACGACCACCUCAGUCACAGCAGCAGCAUGCUGUGCCGGCCUCCGAAAAGGGCGCAGGGGACGGAGUGACGUCGCCUGCUCGGUUGGUGCUGACCCCGCAGCUCAUGCCGAUUGGCACGCAAGCGAUUUCGACAGCUAUGGGCGACCAGCAGCCCUUGUCGCCCAAGCGAUUUGCGUGACUACUACCUGACUGGUCUAUUUUGUAGGUCGGUCACAUUUUCUAACACACUUUUUGCACAUUUUUUUUUGCUUUGCUUCUUGUUAAUCCUUGAAUUAAAAAAAUCUACAAUCUACAAUCUACAAAUCAACAGUACACGCAAAGAAA